Molecule: messenger RNA, 4553 nt
Organism: Arvicanthis niloticus (Nile rat)
Lineage: Eukaryota; Metazoa; Chordata; Mammalia; Rodentia; Muridae
Source: RefSeq, a predicted model, not a curated record
GAGGGCGGAGCGGCUGCGAGGGGUGGCUGGAGGCCGGCUGCUGGCGGAGUAGAGCGAACCGGGAAGCACGCGCCACCAGCGGGGCUGGCUGGCUUUCUCUUUCUGCCCACACGACCCUGUCCUUCCCCACAGCCCCUGGAGUUCGGGAGCGCGCGGGCUAGCGCGCACACCGGCUCGCAUCCACACACACGCCAGAGCGCGCGAUCAUCACUGCUGCAGCCCCGGCCGGGCAGACGGAGCUGCUGCAGUUUCCCCAGGGUCAACCGGGAAAGCAGACCGGUCUUGCCUCGGAGAGAGCCUGGUGCCCGCCGGCCCCCUGGGGUAUCAAGCCCAACAGACUGCUCCCCUCCAUCGGGCAGCUGGAAUGUUUGUGGAUUCUUCUGAAACCUUCUAAGCCUGACUCUGAGGACCCAGCUGGAGGAUGCCGUCUGAACACUGCCUUAGUAUUCAAGAAAUGCUGACGGGCCAGAGGCUGUGCCACUCGGAAUCUCACAAUGACACUGUCCUCGCAGCACUGAAUCAGCAAAGAAGUGAUGGCAUUCUCUGUGAUGUGACCCUGAUCGCUGAGGAGCAGAAAUUCCACGCCCACAAGGCAGUCCUAGCGGCCUGCAGUGACUAUUUCCGGGCAAUGUUCAGUCUUUGUAUGGUGGAAAGUGGAGCCGAUGAAGUAAAUUUACGUGGUGUGACCAGCCUGGGCUUAAAGCAGGCUCUGGAGUUUGCAUACACAGGACAGAUUUUGUUGGAGCCAGGAGUGAUCCAAGAUGUGUUAGCAGCUGGCAGUCAUCUUCAGCUGUUGGAGCUUCUCAGUUUGUGUUCCCACUAUCUCAUCCAGGAACUAAAUAGCUUUAAUUACUUGGAUCUGUACAGACUUGCUGACCUCUUUCACCUCACUUUGUUGGAGAAGGCAGUGAUUGAUUUCCUAGUGAAGCAUCUCUCAGAGCUCCUGAAGAGCCGCCCAGAGGAUGUCCUUAAGCUGCCCUACUGCCUGCUUCAGGAGGUGCUGAAGAGUGACCGCCUGACCUCCCUGAGUGAGGAACAGAUCUGGCAGCUAGCUGUGAGGUGGCUGGAACACAACUGCCAUUACCAGCAUAUGGACGAGCUCCUGCAGUACAUCCGCUUCGGCCUAAUGGAUGUAGAUACACUCCACACGGUUGCCCUGUCCCACCCUCUGGUCCAGGCAAGUGAGACGGCAACUGCCCUUGUCAAUGAGGCCCUGGAAUACCACCAAAGCAUCUAUGCACAGCCUGUAUGGCAGACCCGCAGGACAAAACCGCGAUUCCAGUCCGAUACUCUUUAUAUUAUUGGUGGGAAAAAGCGUGAGGUCUGCAAAGUCAAGGAACUACGGUACUUCAAUCCUGUGGACCAGGAGAAUGCUCUCAUAGCCGCCAUUGCCAACUGGAGUGAGCUGGCUCCCAUGCCGGUGGGAAGGAGCCAUCACUGUGUGGCAGUCAUGGGGGAUUUCCUGUUUGUAGCAGGAGGAGAAGUGGAACAUGCCACUGGCCGGACGUGUGCAGUGAGGACUGCCUGUCGCUAUGACCCCCGCAGUAAUUCCUGGGCAGAGAUAGCACCCAUGAAAAAUUGCCGGGAACAUUUUGUGCUGGGUGCCAUGGAUGAGUACCUCUAUGCAGUAGGGGGCAGAAACGAAUUGCGCCAAGUUCUACCUACAGUUGAAAGAUACUGCCCCAAGAAGAACAAAUGGACUUUUGUGCAGUCCUUUGACAGAUCCCUUUCGUGUCACGCUGGAUAUGUGGCUGACGGCCUUCUUUGGAUAUCAGGUGGAGUGACAAACACAGCACAGUAUCAGAACAGACUGAUGGUAUAUGAACCUAACCAGAAUAAGUGGAUAAGUCGGAGCCCCAUGCUACAGAGAAGGGUCUACCACUCCAUGGCUGCUGUCCAGAGGAAGCUUUAUGUUCUUGGAGGCAAUGACCUAGAUUACAAUAAUGACCGGAUUCUUGUACGUCACAUAGAUUCUUACAACAUUGACACUGAUCAGUGGACACGCUGUAAUUUCAACUUGUUGACUGGCCAGAAUGAAUCUGGAGUUGCUGUCCAUAAUGGGAGAAUAUAUUUAGUUGGUGGAUAUUCAAUUUGGACAAAUGAGCCUCUGGCUUGUAUCCAGGUAUUGGAUGUAAGCAGAGAAGGCAAAGAGGAGGUGUUCUAUGGACCUACGCUUCCCUUUGCUUCGAACGGAAUAGCAGCGUGUUUCCUGCCAGCUCCGUAUUUCACGUGCCCCAACCUUCAGACUCUGCAAGUGCCUCACCAUAGGAUCGGCACUGUCUGAUAAGCCAGCACUCUGUUAGACAGCAUCAACAGGAGACUGAAUGAGACCUUGACAUCUGGAUACAGGGCAUGAACAUCCUCCGUGCUCGAUGGUUCCCUGUCUUAUCUCACAGGUCUAAAAUUGUGCUAAAUACUAGCAAAAAAAUGAAUAAUUUUCUAAAACAUAUUAUCGAAAACUUUGUCACUUCUUUCAGUGUAUGUGAACAUACAAUAUGUAUGACUUUUGUUGUGGUGCACCUUAGUGCCAUCCUAUGGCACGAUAUGUUCUGUGGAUCUUUCAAACAUUCUUUGUACCCCUGUCCUACUUAGUCUGGGAUCAUGUGAUACUGUCAGUAAGGCACUGUACACACAUGGCAUCGGUUUUCUCAAAAUCUUCUGUACUUAUGCCUUUUUAUUACUUAAACAUCAGCGUGUCAUUUUUCAAAUUUAACGUUCCACAGCUCUGCUCAGCAGAAGGUCAGCAGGAUGAUAUCAUCUCAGCUUUAAGUGCCACAUUUCCUUCAAGGUGAUGGGAGUCAAGGACUUGGAACAGUCAGAUUUCCAACCUUGGCCACUGGGACCUUGUUUCAGAACUUUCUAGGGCUAGGUUUCUCAUCCUUGGAAGAGGAUACUUAUUCAUUUCCACCUUAGCUAAAGAGAAUGCUGUGAGGAUUAGGCAAAUGCUUAGAAUUUUGCCUAAGGGGGGAAAAUGUUACUUAGAUUCUAAAGUGUUCUGCUGUCUUUAGAGCCCCAUAACUGAACCAUUUUAUUUCCACUUUUAUAAAUUUUGAGAUGAGAUGUUGAGACGGUCCGGUGGGAUAAAGGAGUCUGAGAGCAUUGGGAAGACACUGCACCCAUACUGAGCAGGAAUGCCAGAGAUGCUGAAAUUUGGACAAAUUCUUGCCUCAAAGAAUUCUUUUUAAAUGUCUCAUCUACAGUUAAAAAAAAAUUACCUGUAGUAACCGUGGCACUGUAGAAGGCUGUGACAUAAGUCUGAACUGAGAGUCAGUAGUUCUAAUAAACGUUUUCCAAGUUGAUAAAGGUAAUGUCAGGCUUGCACACUUGGAAGAUUCUGCACCACUGCCAAUACAUCUUUUAUUACUACCCCUUUUAAUAAUGACUAAUUCAUUUUUAGUCUAGAGUUUUGGGUUUGCUUUAUCUCUAACUAAAAAUAAAUCAUCUUAGCAAUCACAUUUUGACAUAAAUUCAACAUGUUUGUUGUUUCUAAUCUUGCCAAGACUUGAGGUCAUUUUUAUUAAAAGGGAAGCUGCUUUCUCUCCGCUGCUUACGUCAUUUGCUUAUGUCAUAGAGAUUGUCUGUCUUAUUCACGUAACCACUUAUUUUUUAUCAUAAGUAAACGAAAAAAUACUUCUCUUCUUGUUCAGGGUGGCUUUCAAUUGGCUGUGUAGCUAUACUGGCCUCUAACUCAUGAUCUUCCCCAAAAAAACAAUCUUUUUAUCUUAACAAAUUUACUAAUUUUAUGCAUUACAGUAUGAUAGUUAAAGCAGUGUUCUACAGAUAUAAAUGCUCUCUGGUUACUGGGUUAAAGGACAGGAAGUGAUGGAAAGGGUAAGGAAGAAAGGUAAAAAAACAGGAGUUCAGACAGAAACAAGGACCGUUUGGAGACGUGAUACAGGUAAGUGGUGAGAACAUUUUAUAAAGUUCCCUAUGAGCCUUCAGAGAUAAACGCAAUCGUUCUGUCAGGAAAGUGCCUUCCUGCCUUUCUGAUCUGUUUCAACAAAGACCUAAAUAAAAAGUGCUUCAGAUGUACUGAACUUUCUACUUGAUACACGAAUUUUCUCUCUAGUAGUUUUUCGUUGUAAAAUCAUUACCUUCUAUUUAUGUUCUCAGGUCUUAUACCCAGUGAGUGUAAGGAAAUGUCUUAAAAAUAAGCUUGCCUGACAGAUAGUGGACAACCCUAGACUGUUUCUGUAACCAUUUCUAACCAUUCACCAAAGUCAGCAUCAAUGACCAAUUUCUCCUCACCAGUCUUCAUGGGAUACUUUUUGCAAUUUGGACAGUCUUCACAUCUAUAAUCAAGGAACAGCAUCAGAAGUAGCAUACUCCUUUACUAAAAAAAGAAAAAAAGAUUGUAUAAUUGGAUCCCUUUGCUCAAAAUCAUCUGCAAUGAAAACAAAAUCUAUGAAAUUGUAUUUGGUGUAUAUAAGCAAAUCUUAUCUGAACCACUCAGCUAUAUGUCUACUAUGUAAGUGUAGUAUCCUACUGUAAUUUAUCUUUCCUUUUCAAUCUUUAGAAUUAAAGACUGUAUUUUACUUUCCAUUUAAGACCAU